AUGAUAUUACCCACCCCCUAUGUUUAUUUUCAAUCCUUUUUAUUUCUUUUCCUUUCUUUGUCUAUUUCCCCUUCUCUUCUUUUUUGUCUCUCUCUCUCUCUCUGUUCUCUCUAUCUUUCCGGAUAUUUUUUUCUUUCUUAUUUCAAUGCCUUCAUUCAUUCUCUCCCCCCUCUCUCUCUCCCUUUCUCCCUCUCCUUCUCUCUCUUCUUUUUUUUUUUUUUUUUUUUUUUUUGUUGUUGUCUCUCUUUCUGUCGAUCCUAUUUACUUUCAGUCUUUCCGGAUAUUUCGUUCUUUCUUUUCUCAGUAUUUUCAUUCAUAUCUCUCUCUCACACACACACAUACUCUCUCUCUCUCUUCCUUUUUGCCCCUUUCUCUUUCCCUCUCUUCGUCGAUAUCCCUUUUAAUACUCUCUCUCUCUCUCUCUCUUUCCGGAUAUUUCUUUCUUUUUUCAGUUUCUUCAUUCAUUUCUCUUUUUCCUUCUCUCUAUCUUUCUUAUUUUCCCUCCCCAUCUUUCGCUCACUUUCUCCUCUCUCUCUUUCUGUUUAUCUCCCUUUCUCUCUUUCAAGUUUACUACCGUUUUUUUCUUUCACUGUUCACUCCCCCCCCCUUCUCUUGGUCGCUCUAUUUUUCUUUGAACUCUUCCUCUAUCACUGUCUUCCUCUCACUUUCACUCCAAGACACAAUCUUUGUACUUAUAUUUCUUUCCGGCUGACUUUCACUUCUCUCUCAUUCGAAGACUCUCCCAUUCGACUUUAUAUAUUUCCGGUUUCUUUCUCCAUCAUUUUGUUUUACUCUAUCUCUCUUUCUCUUUUUUUCAUAAUCUUUCUCCCUAUAUCUACCCGUUCUAUUUCUCCCUCUCUCUCUCUCUCUUUAUGCCUUCACGAGGCCCAAGAGGGAAGGUAG
This is a messenger RNA of Acanthosepion pharaonis, 903 nucleotides long. Lineage: Eukaryota; Metazoa; Mollusca; Cephalopoda; Sepiida; Sepiidae. The record is from the annotation of a GenBank genome assembly.